Folsomia candida is the source of this 1973-nucleotide messenger RNA. RefSeq names its product carboxypeptidase B. The transcript is spliced from 6 exons. Bases 168 to 1562 code for a protein of 464 amino acids. The record is from RefSeq and is a predicted model, not a curated record. Gene Ontology annotation, molecular function: metallocarboxypeptidase activity; zinc ion binding. Gene Ontology annotation, biological process: proteolysis. Lineage: Eukaryota; Metazoa; Arthropoda; Collembola; Entomobryomorpha; Isotomidae.
AUAAAAAGCGAGUCGACUCCAUAUUUCGACAGUCAAUUCAUUCACACUUUUCUGGUGAAGGAAGUGAUCCGCCAAUUUAUUUAUUUAUUUAUUUAUUGUCACUUAAUUGGGGACAUUUUCGGAUUAUUAUUCACAGGCAGUCAGUCCACCCCGUCGUCACUUUUAUCAUGAUGGGGAUGACAUGGAUAUUCGUCGUCGUCGGCGUCCUUGCCUCCACGACGAGUGCGGUGCCAUAUCCGGGCGACUUCCUGCCCACGCCAAAGUCCUACUCGGGCUACUCCCUCCUUCGCACGGAGCCCCUGUUGAGGGAGGACCUCGCCAGAUCUCUCCUCAUUUUGGACGGGAUGAGAGGCAUCCACUUUUGGAAGUACCCCCUCGUCAACCGCUCCUCUGACAUACUGACCUCUCCCGCCCAACUGGAGCACAUCCAGGCCCUCCUCGCCACACUGGGCGUUAGUCAUGACGUCAUUAUUGAUGACGUGAAGGACCUCCUCGCCAAGGAGAAUGAUGUCGGAGUGAACGGAUACUCGGCGUUGGAGGAAGAGUUGGAGAGAGCGGUGCCAGAUAAAUCCUUCUUCCAACGGUAUCAAAGAUACGAAGCGAUCAAGAACUACGCGAAAACAUUGGCGAGUCAAGAUUCGCGUGUGACGUAUGAAAAUAUUGGGAGUUCGAGUGAAGGGAAAGAGAUCGGACUGGUCAAAAUAUCCUCGGGAGGUGGAAACAAGCCCGCUAUUUGGAUCGAUGGUGGAAUGCACGCUCGGGAGUGGAUUUCGCCAGCCACUGCGACCUACAUAAUGUCCAAACUGACCAACAAAGAGCCCGCGUCAGAGUCUCUGCUCUCCUCCUUUGACUUUUACAUCGUCCCCAUCAUCAACGUGGACGGGUACGAGUGGACCCACACAGGAGACAGGAUGUGGAGGAAGACGCGAUCCAGGAACAAUGGGCGCUGCAUUGGUGUGGACCCAAACCGAAACUGGGGAUUCCAUUGGGCGGAGCAAGGCUCUUCGACGGACCCCUGUUCUGACAUUUAUCACGGACCGAGAGCAUUCUCCGAACCGGAAACGUUAUCCGUCGCCCGGGCCAUUAAAGCCAGACCAAACAUUAAACUCUACCUGACCUUCCACUCUUACUCCCAACUCUGGCUGGUGCCCUACGGUUAUGCGAGAAACACGAGGCCUGUAGAUUACAACGAGCUAGUCCGUCUCGCACAGGUUGGAAAGAACGCCCUGUCGGCGACGUACGGGACAAGUUAUCGUCUCGGAACGGCGCCUGACCUGUUGUAUCCUGCAGCUGGAGGGUCUGAUGAUUGGGCGAAGGGAAGCGCUGGGAUAAAAUAUGCCUACUGUUUGGAACUGAGGGACACUGGGCGGUACGGAUUUCUCCUCCCAAGCAAUCAAAUUGUGCCAACGGGGGAAGAAACGUUCAAUGGAUUGGCCGCCAUGGCGAAAGAGUUACACAGAACGUUGAAGAAGCAGCAGACACGGCCAGUGGGAGGCCCCUACGUCAAUGCGGACAAAGAGCUAAACUCGCCAAGUGGUGGGGAAGCGGAAUAUAAAUUAUAAUAAAUAUGUCGAUGGCUUGCUGUACACGAAAUGCUAUGCUUUCCUCUAAAUUUUCUCUCUAAAUUAGUUUUCAUUAAUUUUGGUUACUUUACUUACCUCUUUUUUCUUGAAUGCUCCGUACAACUUUUGGUUAUCUUCUUGGUACGCGGUCAAGAGGUUUUCUUGCUUGGUCAGUUCCGCUUGAAGGUGAGCAAUCUUGGUUUCGUUGUCUAAAUCUGUUAAUUCUCUGGUGCUGAUGUCACCACCACCACCACGGUUCUUCCCUGGUGAGGAUGGGAUGUCACUAACACUUCUUUUACCCAUUGUCUGCUAUGGAUAGAAAACAAAGUUUUAUUUUGAAAAAAAGUCCUUAUUAUUUUUGUAAUUAUUGAAAUAAAAUUUGACGAAAUAAAUUGAAUUUUAUGUCUUGAA